Molecule: messenger RNA, 567 nt
Organism: Lineus longissimus
Lineage: Eukaryota; Metazoa; Nemertea; Pilidiophora; Heteronemertea; Lineidae
Product: guanosine-3',5'-bis(diphosphate) 3'-pyrophosphohydrolase MESH1-like
Exons: 4
Coding region: 1-552 (183 amino acids)
Molecular function (GO): guanosine-3',5'-bis(diphosphate) 3'-diphosphatase activity
Source: RefSeq, a predicted model, not a curated record
AUGAAUUCUGAUUUGCUUCCAGUUUUGAUAAAAUGUGUAAAUUUCGCAGCGAUCAAACAUAAAGAUCAGCGUAGGAAAGAUAAAGACGCUACUCCGUAUAUCAAUCAUCCUAUUGGUGUUGCGAACAUAUUGACGGAAGAGGGUGCUGUAACUGAUCCAAUUGUUAUUCAGGCUGCAUUGCUUCACGACACCGUUGAGGAUACAGAUACAACAGUAGAGGAAAUAGAAAGCAUCUUUGGCAAAGAAGUAGCAGGUGUCGUAGCAGAGGUCACUGAUGAUAAAUUACUACCAAAACAAGAGCGGAAACGCCUCCAAAUUGUGAAUGCACCUAAGAAAACAUAUCGUGCGAAGCUCGUAAAAUUAGCAGAUAAACUGUACAAUCUGCGUGACCUGGACAGGACGACCCCAGUUGGUUGGACGGAUGAUCGAGUAGUGGAAUAUUUUGAAUGGGCAAAGAAGGUGAUUGAUGGAGUCCGUGGUACGAAUAAAGCAUUGGAGGACAGUUUAGAUGCAAUGUUUGCAGCACGUUGCAUUUCAGUAGUCGUAGAGUAAUUUCAACAGAUCAGG